AAGGCUACCUAUAGCUCAGCCCUUCAACAGACACAGCCUCAGAGCCCAGCAGCAGCCUUGAGCACUGGAACAGAAACCCCAGGAGUGGUAGACUGACAUCUGGUUGACACCGAGCUUGGAAGCUUUGUACCGAGAACACGGCCAUGUCUCACGGGUUUACUAAGGAGCAGGUGGCUGAGUUACACCAAGCUUUCGAUAGGGUUGACAAGAAUAAGGAUGGCCGUAUCAACGUCCAGGAACUUGGAGACGUAAUGAAGCAGAUGGGUAAGAACAUCCCAGAGAAGGACCUGAAAGCUCUCAUCUCCAGGAUAGACACAGAUGGCGAUGGCACCAUUAGCUUUGAAGAAUUCUUGACCGCCAUGGAGAAGUAUAAGAAAGGGAGCAAGGAGGAGCUGCAGGCUGUGUUCCGGGUCUUUGACCAGAAUGGUGAUGGGUACAUCACGAUGGACGAACUCAAGCAAGGCUUGUCCCAGAUGGGUGAGACGCUGUCCGAGGAGGAGCUGAAUGACAUGAUCCGUGUGGCUGAUGCAGACCAAGAUGGGAAGGUGAACUAUGAGGAGUUUCUGAGAGUCUUCCUCGAGAAGUGAGAAGUGAGACUGCUGGAUGCAAGCCCCGCCUCCUCAGCUGCCUGACUCUGACAGGCACUCGUGCCUUCUAGCGGGGCUCUGCUUUUGUGGUGGGGUUAAAAAAGAAGUCUGUGUUGGUGUGUGGGAAACUACCUCAUGGAUGAGGAUGACGUUAUUAGAUCUGGAUGCUGGGACAUCCGGAGCUGCUCACUAAGUCUCCUCUCUGCCUGCUGAGACGCUGGUCAAAGGACGGUUUCUUUGGGUUGGUCUUUCCUCUCCCUCUUGCUGUGGAAUGGGUGCUUCCUACCUCCCAGGGCUCUUAUAAUGGUUUAAAUAAAAAGAAUGCAAAUUCUG
Rattus norvegicus (Norway rat) is the source of this 920-nucleotide messenger RNA. RefSeq names its product calmodulin-like 5 (gene Calml5). Gene Ontology annotation, molecular function: calcium ion binding. The transcript has a single exon. Lineage: Eukaryota; Metazoa; Chordata; Mammalia; Rodentia; Muridae. The record is from RefSeq and is marked validated. Bases 144 to 587 code for a protein of 147 amino acids.